Messenger RNA from Leptomonas pyrrhocoris, 4746 nucleotides. RefSeq lists its product as hypothetical. The record is from RefSeq and is a predicted model, not a curated record. The coding region runs from base 1 to 4746 and encodes 1581 amino acids. Lineage: Eukaryota; Euglenozoa; Kinetoplastea; Trypanosomatida; Trypanosomatidae. The transcript has a single exon.
AUGGCAGUGCCCCAAUCUAGUCGCGUAUCGGAGCAGCAGCUAUUUCACGGAGCUGCUGCUGCUGCCACUGCCACUGCCAUAGAGGAGGCGGAGGCGGAUAGCGUGGAAUACUUGCCACCGUGCAACGGUGCAGAUGCGCGAUACAUCGAGGUGGCAAAUGAACGAGCCUUCUCCGCGCUUCAAAUUCACAGUCGAGGCGCAAACGAAGGCCGCACCUUUUUUGAGCAGCCGAGAUCGGAGCUUAACUCCCCGCUGCUCGCACCGUAUCAGCCACUGCUGCAACAGCAGCACACCCGACGAGACAACGCCACCGCUGCCACGCUGACACCGGUGCGUACGUCCCUCUCGAGUACUCCGACGCCACCGCACGUGCAUACCCCCCUCCACAGCACUUCGUACGGCAGCAACUACUACAACCGCAUACUGUCCAACGCCUUGCUCGGUGGAGCGGAGGGGCGCACGAACGUGUACUCGUUUCCCGCCGCUUUCAGCACACCACCAGCGCGGGUGCAACGCGCGAGGUCACGGAGUGAGACCGGCGAAGCAGCGGCCGCCGCUGAUGAUCAUCAUGGGACUGACGAGAGGGCCUUCGCAGCAGUGCCGGUAGCGCAGGCGAUACAAGAUGAGUUCACGAAGGAAUCCAUACAGAGCGGCACAGUCGAUGCUUUUGCAGUUCACGUGAAGCAGUUAACGUACACAAAGUGCAUUGAUGAGGCUGACAGCUCGAUUGUCUCGCUGUGCUCAACGCCGCACCCCUUCACCUUAGGCGACAGCAAAGAGGAGGUCGAAGACGAGGACACGGCAGAAGGUGCACCGACUCGCGCACGGCUCCUUCGCGUCAGUGAGCAUCAGCCACCGCCGCGUCCUAGCGGCGCGGGCGGACAACGGCGCUCGGCGACGUCACUCAACGGUCAGACACCGUCCGUCACCUCACCGGUCAUAUAUUUUCAAGGCGCGCCCUCCAUGUCGACCGCGGCGAACUCGUCGGCGUCGCGCCUCCGUUUCCAAGAAGGCGUCGACAGUGCUGCCAUCUUCGACGGUGUGGGGGACACCACCCACCCCGCCAACGCACGCCAGCGCUCCCGCACACGUCACACGCAGCCGAUGCGCACCGCGGGCGUCGUGCGACACGCUUCUCUUUCUCCUGUGAUGGCGGCAUGCCCGCCGGGGCACGUGGGGUCUACUUUCUCGUUGGAUCUGGAUGCCACAUCGGUGCAGGGCGACGCGUUGCUGUGCGCUCCCCAUGACCGUGUGCACCUGCUACCGCGAAUGGUGCACGACGCCUGCAUCGCAUCUUCGCCGCACGAGUUGAGCGCGGAGAGCCAUGCGGAACCAACUUCACCGUUAUGUUUGCCCAGCAGCGCGGUGCGGCACACUGGAUGCUGCACCCCUCUUACCCCGCGACCGACCUUCGUGCUACCUCCCUCCACCACACGCGCCGCGGCCGCCUCCGGGAAAAGGAGAGGCACCGGCGCCAAAGGUGAUUUACACGACGACGACGAGGACAACGUUCUUGGCGCGCAGAGACGCAGCGGCGGUGACAGCUGUGCCACGCCGCCCCUUUCCUGCUACACCGAGGACUCUCCUACGCCCGUACGAUCGUUUGGGAGAGGGGAAGACGUGGGGCAGGGUGAUGUGCGUGGCCUGCUGAGCACUACGGCGCGUGCCCUCUUUGUAGAACCCGGCCAGAUCCACAGCGCCGUUGGUGCUGCGGAGCGCUCGUCUGGGGUGGAGAGCGGUACGGCGCGGUGCUCGGUGCGCUCGUCGUCGGCCUCUCAUGGGCGUUCGAUGACGCCGUCGCACAUACUGACCACCCCGGUGCGGCACUACGACAACUCUAUUCGCGAUUUCCACAGCAGCAGCAGCAGUCUGCGUGUUGGCGGCGGCGCGUUGCCGGUGUCGUUCCUUUCCGUGUCUCCGACCACACGUCUGUGCACCUCGCCCGCUGGAGCGAUGACACCCGUCUCUCUUACCCCUGCCCGCCAGACCACGCGCUCCGCCCCUUCUGUUGCCGUUGCUGCGACUGCGGCGGUGACAACCAUGUCCGCUGCUGCGGUGGACGGUGGUGUCGCUGGGCUGGAGCAUCGGCUAACGUACCGCGACGCACUCCUCGGCAUCCCGCGCUCCAUCGCUACAGCGCACGGCGUUGCUCUCCGCCGCGGCAGCACAUCGCGCCGUGAUGCCUUCCACUUCCUGCGUGCCAUGACAGCUAAUGAAACGUCGACGGACCUGCUGCACAACCCUUUCUAUUGGGGAUGCUUCGGCUUUCUCGUGGCGCAGCGGGACGAGGUGUGGUGUGUGGGCAAGGCGCAACCGUUUCGUAUUUAUCCGCAAGACGCCGACCAGGCAGCGCGAACACGUGAUCGAAGCACCACCAUUACGGUGGUCACCUCUACGACGCUGUUGUCGGCCGCAACGUGGGAGGCGGCGGCGUUGACAACGGAGGACGAGGCGUCCGUGACCGUGGCUACGGCGUCCCCGAUCACUCACGGCAUGGCGUCUUCUGCGAGCGACCUCGUCUACCUUGUCGUUGGCACCUGUGUGGGCGACGUCAAUGUGUACACCUAUGGAAAGUGCAGUGCGUCUUCCCCUGGCGCGGUGACCGUCUCGCUCAGCUCCUCCCAUGAUGUGUCGCCACCGCCGCACCAAGCGUCCACGUACACCGUCAAGCUGCGGCAAUACGGGACGCUGCGGUGUGCGGAUCGGGUAGGAGGAGACAGGCCACCGCCCAACACAGGCGAGACGCACGGUAGCGGGGGCCGCCUCCGCUCCCUCACCCCUCCCGCAUCCACCGUCGGCGAUGAAGAAGCCCAGCGACACGCCAUCUCCGUCCUGCGUGUGGUGGGGCCAUGGCUGUACAUCGGUGACCAGUCCGGGCACGUCUCCCGCUACGACCUUCGCUGCACAUUUUUCCUGCGCGCGCUGCACGAGGCGGCGGCGUCAACGCUGCCCUCUGUGCAGCUCGAAGGUGCCCGGCGGCAGCCCCCACACGCCGACACGCGGUCGGCGGUGGAAGGGGGAAGCACGCCCGCUCGCAAGCCCGUGCCACUCAACCUGCGCAUGCCGGUACACCAGUUUACCCGUCCGAGUGCCACCCCGCCCACCCAAGCCGCUGCUUCCAAAGCUCUCGUGUCCAGCCCAGCGGAUACUGCAUUGCGGGAAACGUCGCCGUGCUUCCAUUCUGCGGUACACGCAGGUGAGCCGGUCUACAACCUUGAGGUCACGGACAACCACAGCUACCUGGCGGUGGGCACGCAGACCCGCUUGUUGGUGUACCGCGUAGCGGAGAUGCCGCGGGUGGCGGAUGCGAUCUCUCUCCCCGCCGCACGACAAUGGCAAAAGCAGAAAAAUCGCUUCACUGUAGCCGAUGCUCUGACGAGCACCCCUCCGUCGGACAUUUCUGAGGAAUGCCGUGCUAUGCUGGAGACAUCGAUAGAACCGACCGCUCCGCUCGUCGUGGUCAGCAACGCGCUGCAGCCGGUUCGUUGCUUUGCGUGGAUGCUGUGCGACUACGAUGCGUUGAUCGGUGCCCAUUCGAGCCGCACUCGCGGAGACGACUCUCCGGCGGCGUAUUCGAUGAUGGAGGGCGACGCGUACGAGUACGACGUCUUUGGCGAUGCUGCGGCAGGUGCGAGUGUACAGAUGAGCGCCGCUUGCUCCUUUUCGUUGCUCUCCCACACCCCCACCCCCACGCUUGUUUUCGCGUCUGCGUGCUACGAAUCCACCGACGCCGCUGCGGCGGCCCGCGAGGAGACCGGUUCAGCGCCGCAGCGGUGGAAGACUGACAUUCAGCUCUACCGCCUCGUGACGAAAUCGGUGGUCGCCUCUUGCGUGCUCGACUACCCCGUCCGCGUCUUGAAGGUGGUGGCCGGCACGACGCAGAUCAUCGCCGGCACCGGCAGCACAACGGAGUGGCAACACGAACCCUCCCCCUCCUCCUCUUCGCCUUCGUUGCCCACCGCGCUGCCACCAGGUGCGACUGCGCAGAGCAACAACCCCCAGACGCGGUUCAUGACACCGACUCGAAGUCCGCUGCAUCACCUCGUGUAUACGCGCUCUCAGUCAGCGACCCCCAUAACCCCCAACGCCUCGCUCUCGCCGACGUUUACGCGCUCACCGGUGCCGGCCAGUCUGCGAUGCCGCUCUACACCAGCGGCGGCAGCAGCGAUGGCUGCCCUGCGUACGCUGACGAGUGGCGAAUCGCGACCUUCGCCGGGGCUGUGGCGCACUCCGCUACCAUCUGCGUCAUCGUCGUCAUCGCGCCCCCCUACGCGCAGCGGCACCACCGCCAUGUGGCCAAGCAGCGGGGCUGGACGCUUUACCACAACACCCGACACAGGCGGCGCAUCGAGGCAGCCCCGUGCGCGGCGAGCGGAGGAUCACAGCCAACACGGCUUUUUGUUUAAGUUUGAGGUGUGUCCCUGUGCGGCAGAUGACGCCGCCUCGGCCGACAGCGAUGGGUGCGUGUGUCUUCGGUCAAGGGGUGAGAUCGUGGUGGGCGAGGGCGAGAGCGCUGUCAGCGGAUAUUUGAGUCCCACACAAGAUCAGGUGGCCGUGCUCGUGCAGCCGGCAAGGAGCAGUGCCCGUCGUACCGGCGGUCCCUACGCGAUGUCGGUGAAGGUAAAGGUAUGGGGACUGGCACCGUGUUUCGCUGAUGGUUCCUCCGUGUCUUCUGCUCGACGCGUGUCGACGACUCAAGCAGCGACGUUCGGUUCCGUGGCCCCAACGGUGGAGAGCCUUCGCUGA